UUUAUGGGUAGCAUCAUUUGGUCGGAUGAAGCCCAAUUCAAACUUAAUGGAACUGUCAAUAGGCACAAUUGUGUUUACUGGUGUGAAGAAAAUCCUCACAUUACAAUUGAAAAAGCUGUAAAUUUGCCUGGUGUAAAUGUGUGGUGCGGUUUGUCUUCAAGGGGACUCAUUGGACCUUUUCGAUUUGAAGGCACUGUAACUGGUAUUAAUUACCUAACAAUGCUUGCUGAUUCCAUAUUUCCUGCCAUUCGUGCAUUAUACGAUAAUGAUGAUUUUUAUUUUCAACAAGAUGGUGCUCCGCCGCACUAUCACAGGGACGUACGAGCUUACCUGGAUCAAAAUUUGCCGGGCCAGUGGAUAGGACGCAGGGGGCCAAUCGAGUUUCCACCACGCUCUCCAGACCUUACACCACUGGAUUUCUUCUUGUGGGGCACAGUAAAAGAUGAGGUGUACAAACGUAAACCACGUAACCUAGACAUUCUUUGGAAUGAGAUUCAAGCAGUGUGUAGAGAAAUCUCAUUGGACGUUUUGAUACGAUGUACAGAAUCUGUGGUGACUCGUACUCAGAAUUGUAUUGAUGCUGCAGGUCACCAAUUUGAACAGUAUUAACAUUUGUUAUUUAUGUUUCAUUUACAUUGGAC
Molecule: messenger RNA, 641 nt
Organism: Centruroides sculpturatus (bark scorpion)
Lineage: Eukaryota; Metazoa; Arthropoda; Arachnida; Scorpiones; Buthidae
Exons: 1
Coding region: 4-609 (201 amino acids)
Molecular function (GO): nucleic acid binding
Source: RefSeq, a predicted model, not a curated record